Molecule: messenger RNA, 2209 nt
Organism: Ipomoea triloba (trilobed morning glory)
Lineage: Eukaryota; Viridiplantae; Streptophyta; Magnoliopsida; Solanales; Convolvulaceae
Product: actin-interacting protein 1-2-like
Exons: 6
Coding region: 65-1909 (614 amino acids)
Biological process (GO): actin filament depolymerization; positive regulation of actin filament depolymerization
Cellular component (GO): cortical actin cytoskeleton
Molecular function (GO): actin filament binding
Source: RefSeq, a predicted model, not a curated record
UUUAUCAUUUUCGUUCUGAUUUCGUGAUCGUAUCGUCACCGGCGAGUUUGGAAACUGUUUCACAAUGCUGAGCUGCAUGAAAACGGAGCUGAAGGAGACGUACGCUUGCGUGCCGUCGACGGAGCGUGGGCGGGGAAUCCUCAUCUCCGGAGAUCCGAAAUCGAAUUCCGUCCUUUUCUGCAACGGGCGAUCCGUGAUUCUCUGGCGCCUCGAUCGCCCGCUCCAGGUCGCCGUCUACGCCGAGCACGCCUACAAUGUCACCGUCGCCCGCUACUCCCCCAACAGUGAGUGGAUCGCCUCUGGCGAUAUCUCCGGCAUCGUCCGCAUCUGGGGCACCCGCAAUGAAUUCGUUCUCAAAAACGAGUACCGAGUGCUCUCCGGCCGUAUCGAUGAUCUCCAGUGGUCCCCCGAUGGAAUGCGUAUCGUUGCCUGCGGUGAUGGAAAGGGCAAAUCGUUCGUACGCGCCUUCAUGUGGGAUUCAGGUUCAAACGUGGGAGAAUUUGAUGGCCACUCAAGGAGAGUUCUGAGUUGUUCAUUUAAGCCGACAAGACCUUUCCGUAUUGCAUCGUGUGGAGAAGAUUUCUUGGUGAACUUUUAUGAAGGACCACCUUUUAAGUUCAAGCAAUCUCUAAGACAUCAUUCAAAUUUUGUUAACUGUUUGCGGUUCUCUCCGGAUGGUAACAAAUUCAUUAGUGUAAGCUCUGACAAGAAGGGCAUACUCUAUGAUGCCAAAACAGGAGAAAAAAUGGGCGAGUUAUCUUCUGAAGAUGGUCACCAAGGCAGUAUAUAUGCUGUAACUUGGAGCCCCGAUAGUAAACAGGUGCUAACUGUGUCGGCUGACAAGUUUGCAAAAAUAUGGGACAUAUCUGAGGAUGGAAAUGGGAAGGUGAAUAAAACAUUAUCUUGUCCUGGCUCUGGUGGAGUUGAAGACAUGCUAGUUGGGUGUCUCUGGCAGAAUGAUUAUCUUGUAAUUGUUUCUCUUGGUGGUACAAUCUCCAUCUAUUCUGCAAGUGAUCUGGACAAAGAUCCUAUGUCUUUCUCUGGACACUUAAAGAAUGCUAAUUCAUUAGUUGUGCUGAAAAGUGACCCAAAACUUAUAUUAACUAGCAGCUUCGAUAAUUUAAUUGUUAAAUGGAUUCAAGGCACUGGUUACUGUGGAAAAUUAGAGAAGAAGGUGAAUUCCCAGAUCAAAUGUUUGGUAGCUGCUGGAGGACAACUUGCUUCAUUUGGAUUCAACAAUAAAAUUUGGAGAGCAUCUCUUGAAGGAGGUCAAUGCUGCAAUGAAAAUGAAGUUGAUGUUGGAAAUCAACCAAAGGACGUGAGCCUUGCUCUUGAUUCACCCGAGCUGGCUAUAGUUACGAUUGAGACAGGCGUAGUUCUCCUUCGCGGGACAAAUGUGUUGUCAACCACCAACCUUGGGUUUACUGUGACAGCCUGCGCAAUCUCACCAGAUGGAACUGAAGCUAUUAUUGGCGCCCAGGAUGGUAAACUGCGCGUAUACUCUGUAACAGGCAAUACUCUCAAAGAACAGGCCAUCCUGGAAAAGCACCGUGGACCUAUUACUGUGAUCCGGUACUCCCCAGAUGUUUCCAUGUUCGCCUCAGCAGAUGCAAACCGAGAGGCUGUUGUCUGGGAUCGUGCCACUCGAGAGAUGAAGCUUAAGGAUAUGUUAUACCACACUGCAAGAAUAAACUGCUUGGCAUGGUCCCCUGACAGCACUAAGGUAGCAACUGGCGCACUAGACACGCAUGUCAUCAUUUACGAAUUGAGCAAGCCCCCGUCUGAUCGAACUACUAUCAAGGGAGCUCAUCUAGGUGGGGUGUAUGGACUUUCUUUUACUGAUGAUCAUAGUGUUGUGAGCUCUGGGGAGGAUGCUUGUGUUCGCGUUUGGACUCUAACCCCGCCAUAAUCAAGAUUUCUCAGGUGAUAAGUGCAGUCCUUUGCACAUUACUUUUGAUGUGUGAUCAAUUGUGAGCAUGAAAGCGGUUGGUCCCAAGAACACAUCCUAGUUUUUUGUUUUGUUUUUGUUUUUGUUUUUUUUUUUUAAUCAAUGAAGUAGUGAAUUAAUGUUUUCCUGGAGAUGUUGGGGGUAUUUGAAGUUAGCUUUCCUCUGUGGCAUCACAGCAAACCUUCUAAUUUUUGUCAAUCCACUGGAAAUUAUGUUUCAACGUUUGCUUUCUAUGUAUAGUUUUCAUGUAGAAAUUUUUUA